Physeter macrocephalus (sperm whale) is the source of this 1193-nucleotide messenger RNA. RefSeq names its product exosome component 5 (gene EXOSC5). Lineage: Eukaryota; Metazoa; Chordata; Mammalia; Artiodactyla; Physeteridae. Gene Ontology annotation, biological process: rRNA catabolic process; poly(A)-dependent snoRNA 3'-end processing; U4 snRNA 3'-end processing. Bases 154 to 861 code for a protein of 235 amino acids. The transcript has 6 exons. The record is from RefSeq and is a predicted model, not a curated record. Gene Ontology annotation, cellular component: cytoplasmic exosome (RNase complex); nucleolus; nuclear exosome (RNase complex).
UAAACGCGGAGCCACGUGCGGGCGCCGAUCCUGGAGAAACCUCCCCCCCCGCCCCCCGCGGAUCGGCGCGUGCGCACUAGCUACGCAGUCUGUACGGAAGUGCGCGCUUCUGAGCGGAAGCGACAAUCCCGGUUGCACGUGGGCUCCGGGGUGAUGGAGGGGGCGACGCAGACUGAAACUAAGAUCCGCGCUGAGUCUGGAAUAGAGUCCGGCCCUCGGGGUCCCGGUUGUAGCCUCCGGCACUUUGCCUGCGAACAGAAUUUGUUGUCCCGGCCCGAUGGCUCGGCCUCUUUCCUGCAAGGGGAUACCUCCGUCCUGGCAGGCGUGUACGGGCCAGCAGAGGUGAAAGUCAGCAAAGAGAUCUUCAACAAGGCCACACUGGAGGUGACCCUGAGGCCGAAGAUCGGUCUGCCUGGCGUAGCGGAGAAGAGCCGGGAGCGGCUGAUCAGAAACACGUGUGAAGCGGUGGUGCUGGGAGCUCUGCACCCCCGCACCUCUAUAACCGUGGUGCUACAGGUCGUCAGUGAUGCUGGCUCUCUCCUGGCCUGUUGCCUGAAUGCCGCCUGCAUGGCACUGGUGGACGCAGGUGUGCCCAUGCGGGCCCUCUUCUGUGGGGUCACCUGUGCUCUGGACUCUGAUGGGAACCUCCUGCUGGACCCCACAGCCAAGCAAGAAAAGGAGGCCCGGGCAGUCCUGACCUUUGCACUUGACAGCGUGGAACGGAAGCUGCUGAUGUCCACCACCAAGGGGCUCUACUCUGAUGCUGAGCUCCAGCAGUGCCUGGCUGCAGCCCAGGCUGCCUCCCAGCACGUCUUCCGCUUCUACCGGGAAUCUCUGCAGAGGCGUUACUCCAAGAGCUGAGGCACGCUGGGGCAAGCUGCCCCUCCCACCGCCUCCAGCAUCAGAUAAACUGGUAGCCCAGCCCUGCUGAGAAAGUGGCUAUAGCCAGCACCUGGGCCCGGGGGGGCACAGACCCCACCCCACCCCAGGAACACACUAGCAGGAUGGUGCAUUUAUUGACUGAAUCUACUCAUUCUAAUAGCCGGGUGAAGUGGGACUGCUGUUAGAGUGUGCAGGCCCUGCUGGGUGCUGAGGCCUCAGCAGUGAAUGAGGCCCAUGUCCCAGGUUCGAGGAGCAGUGACGUGAUGGACAAAUAAAAUUGGUGUUUUUUGGAUGGUGGAUGCUAUUUAAAA